AUGUCAACUGGUCACUCAGGUGUCAGACAUCAUGUUGAAAUAGCGAUAGUAAUAACAAUAAUAAUAAUAAUGACAGUUGAUGUUGGUAUAACCUCUGGGAAAGAGAGUGGAUUGCAUGUACCACUCGGCUAUACAUUCAACUGGAUUAUUGAUAGAAUUUAUUGUUGUGCGCGGCUGCAAGUUUUGCAUAAGUGUCGUGGGAAAUAUUCUCCAACUGUUUGCUCAAAAAUGGGAGUGGUGUGCAGGUUUCCUAUUUGCUCAUACAUCCUUAUUGGUAUUUCUCUCGGCCAAUUUCCCCGACGGUACGGUAUUGCGUUGUGUGUCGCGAUGUUUGUGUACUUUGUUUUUGAUAGAGCGCUAACAUCUUGUGUUUGUUUCAUUUAUCGUCUUCAGAAGCGGCAGUGGCACGUGAGCGUACCGCUAUCACAUAGGUUUACUAUACCAUUUAAUAUGAGUAACCGCACAUAG
This is a messenger RNA of Trypanosoma brucei brucei TREU927, 468 nucleotides long. RefSeq lists its product as hypothetical. NCBI's taxonomy places the organism in Eukaryota, Euglenozoa, Kinetoplastea, Trypanosomatida, Trypanosomatidae. Bases 1 to 468 code for a protein of 155 amino acids. The record is from RefSeq and is a predicted model, not a curated record. The transcript has a single exon.